CGUCACCGUCACGGCUCUCGUUGAUAGGCACUGGCGUUUUUGUCGCUGGAUGGGCUGGAGCGAAACUGGGUUCAUCUACAGCAUGUGGCAACAGAGAGCGAGAGACAGGACGGCGAGACCACAGAGACUCCAGGAACUUCGGGCCAAUUUGGUGAGGAUACAGCGCAGUCUUGCAACGCAUGCACUAUCGCGUUGAAUGGGGUGUGAUUGGAGGUGAAACAAGGACUUGAGAUGUAAUUUAUUUUUUUUGUCUCAACAUUUGCCUACAUCAUUGACAAAUACAUACUGGUAUAGCCUUUAUUUAUGUAAAAGCGAUGAACGUUGUGGAUACCACGUGUGUUUUCGUCAUAGGCUUAAUUAAUUGCAAACACAUUUGCGCGUAGGCAGUAGUUUGAUUUGGAACGUAGUAAAAGACCAGUCACUGGUUGGAAUAGAUAAUAGGCGAAUAAGAAAUAUCCUCAAAAUGAUAUGUAGUCUACAGCGUUGUCUUGGUGGAGGCAAGAUAAUGAAUUAGACAAGGAAAGUCGGGCGCAAGCUUCUACAAAGCCCAUGUUUAGGUUUGAAAGAAACAAACGGAAAGUGGAAAAACUCGCAUCAGCACCAGUGAACACCCAGACAGAGAGGCAGACGAAAGACAGCCAGAGUUGACAGCCCUGAUAGCGACUGUUAUUGGAUGACACUUUCAUAAUUUUAAGACUAUAUCCGGAAAAUACAAGUUUGUCUGCACUUUUUUUGACAUAUGCAAUUAGGCUCCAUGUAAUUGCAUUCCUUCUGGCGUCUGAAAAGUCUGGAGUGAAUCAGAGCGUAGUGGUCUCAGCAAAACCACUCCAAAAGGCAUCUAAAGACAGGGGUUAAGUCUCACCAAGAAGGAAAACUUGCCAGUAGAAAUGAAGUGUUCACAAAUGUCGUAUCAUACAGGAUUGUAGCUUACUGAAUAGUUAUUGUGUGUUGUGCCCUGCAGCUGAAUGGAAAGAGAAAUAGACGAGCGCUGUCCAAAAUAACUUUAAAAAAAGGGAAAGCGAGGACUGUGAAGUGGACCACGCAGAACAGUAAAGAUUCCAGAGGCGAAUGACCAUUGAAGGGCCCUCUCCAUGGAUAUAGACACAGACUAUGAGCGGCCCAACGUGGAAACCAUUAAAUGUGUUGUGGUAGGGGACAACGCGGUGGGCAAGACUAGGCUCAUCUGUGCCCGCGCCUGCAAUGCCACCCUCACACAGUACCAGCUGCUCGCCACCCACGUGCCAACUGUCUGGGCCAUUGACCAGUACCGCGUGUGCCAGGAGGUGUUGGAGAGAUCACGGGAUGUUGUGGAUGAGGUCAGUGUGUCCCUGAGACUAUGGGACACCUUCGGUGACCAUCACAAAGACAGACGCUUCGCAUACGGCAGGUCUGACGUGGUGGUGCUGUGUUUCUCCCUGGCCAACCCCAACUCCCUGCGCCACGUCCGCACCAUGUGGUACCCUGAGAUUAAGCACUUCUGCCCCCGCACCCCUAUCAUCCUGGUGGGCUGCCAGCUGGACCUGCGCUAUGCCGACCUGGAGGCUGUCAACCGCGCCCGCAGACCCCUGGCCAAACCCAUCAAGCCUACAGACAUCCUACCUCCAGAGAGAGGCCACGAGGUGGCAAAGGAGCUGGGCAUUCCCUACUUUGAGACCAGCAUCGUGGCCCAGUUUGGGGUAAAGGAUGUGUUCGACAAUGCUAUCCGUUCUGCCCUUAUCUCCCGUCGCCACCUCCAGUUCUGGAAGUCCCACCUGAAGAGAGUCCAGCGGCCCCUCCUCCAGGCCCCGUUCCUGCCCCCCCGUCCCCCUCGCCCUGUGGUUGGCAUCCCCGACCCCCCUCCCAUCGAUGGAGAGGCCCCUGAUUCCCUCUUCUGCCAGUCGCUGUGCGCCGACGUCCUCUUCCUCCUCCAGGGCGGUGCCACGCGCGUCUUCGCACACAAAGUCUACCUGGCCACAUCCUGCUCCAAGUUCUAUGACCUCUUCACCCUGGACCUGCUGGCUACUGAGUCAGAUUGGGAGGGAGAGGAGCGAGCCGAGAGCGGGGAGGAGGACGAGCAGAGCAGGAGAGGGGCCAAAGAGCAGGCGGGGCGCACGAAGAGCUUGGACAUCGAUAAGGAGGGGGAGGGGGGCGCCAGGGGACUCAAACGGCCACCCAUGCUCCAGCAGGGCUCCCUGAGGACUUCCAAAAGUGAUAACGCCCUCCCCGCCAGGAGCCAGUGCCCUCUGGGGCCCCUGGGAGCCGGCCGUGGCCUCUCGGGAUGGGGGAGGGGCUUCCUGAGUGUGUACCUGGAGCACAUAGCUGACCCUGAGACGGGGCGACUUCGCCUCAUGACUGUGGUCUCCAUGGACGGCCUCAUACAGGAAGAACCCUUCCAGGCGGUGCUGCAGUACCUGUACACAGGCAGUCUGGACGAGAGCCGAGGGGGCCUGAUGCAGGUGGCCACCAUCGCCGAGCUGCUGGAGGUGUUUGACCUGAGGAUGAUGGUGGCCAACGUGCUGAACCGUGAAAGCUUCAUGAACCAGGAGAUCACCAAGGCCUUCCAUGUCCGCCGAGCCAACCGCAUCAAAGAGUGCCUCAGCAAGGGUACCUUCGCCGAUGUGGUGUUCCACCUGGACGAUGGAUACCUGCCGGCCCACAAGCCCCUGCUCAUCUCCAGCUGCGACUGGAUGGCGGCCAUGUUCCGGGGAUCCUUCAUGGAGAGCUACAUUGAGGAGGUGUCCAUCCCUGACACCAGUAGCUCCUGUAUGCGUGCAGUGUUGGAGUUCAUGUACAGUGGGCUGCUUUCGCCCUGUCCUGACCUGGAGCCUAUUGAGCUUAUCGUCCUAUCCAACCGGCUGUGUCUGCCACGCCUUGUUGCCCUCACAGAGCAGCAUGCUGUGAAUGAGCUGCUCCAGUGGGCGAUGAAGGGAGUGGACAUUGACGGACAGGUGCUGGCUUACCUGGAGUUGGCUCAGUUCCACAAUGCCAAGCAGCUGUCUGCCUGGUGUCUCCAUCACAUCUGCACCAACUACAACAGCGUCUGUCGCAAGUUCCCUAAAGACAUGAAGGUCAUGUCUCCAGAGAACCAGAGGCACUUUGAGAAGCAGCGGUGGCCUCCGGUGUGGUUCCUGAAGGAGGAGGACCGCUACCUGCGCUCUCAGAAGGAGCGCGAGCGCGAGGAGGAGAUCCUACGCAAGCUGCGCACCAAGAGAGGCUGGUGCUUCUCGAGACACCCGUCCUCCUCGCCCCACGUCUCCUGAGGCUGUCACCCCUCCAUGACCUCUCCUGCUUCUGACCUCUCACCCCAGACUGAGGAAGCCAGCUAUGAGUCUACCACCUCUCCAUGACGGGAGAGCCAAGUCUCCCUUCUGUACGAUUGCGUGUGGGUGUAUGGGGGGGUGCUCAGUGACCAGUCCAGUUCUCUGUGCCCAAGAUGGUCUCACCUAGCUGGGCCUCAGUGACCAGUCCUCCCCCUGAGAUCCACCCACCAGCCUGGGGGUGACGAGACUGGGAACAAAAGGGCUCUCUCUCUCUCUGCCCCUCAGUCACACAGAAGCUAAAGACCAUUCCACAGACCACUGCUAAGACUCCCCUAUGGGGAGGUUACCUCUGCCUUCACGUCUAUUAGACUGUUAGCACACUGGACAAGACCAGCAGCCAGGGGGCGCCAGCUCUGCUUCAACACACAUGGAAGGAUGCUUUGUUUGGUUUUAUUUCGCUUAGGGAUUUGAAAUUAGAGUAGAGCCCAUCCCAGAGUUGGGUGUUUUGCCUCAGAGUCUCUGACCACCACCUAUGCCUGUCUGACUUCUCUUCCACAGACUUUGUCAUCCACUUUGGACAGGUUUGACACCAUGUUGUUUUCUCCCGGGUUUCAUCCCAGUGAAGCUCCGUGUUGGAGGUUCUGUUCUAGAAUCAGCUGUGCAAGGGAGGGGCAGUAGAGGUGGUUAGUCUGGGUUGAGGUACCUGCUCAAGCAAAGGUGGUGGUUUGUGAUCCAAGCACCCAUCGUGAUCCCCCACAUAACACCAAGAGGAGAGGCCAACAGUGCUGAACAAAUCCCCCUCAAUGACAUUCAAAGUGAACACUUGAUAGCAUUUCUGGAUCAGAGGGCUGUUUUAUACCACUGCCAUGGGAGGGAGUAAGAAGCCGAACUGAACAGAUUUCUUCUUGCUCUGUCUUAAUUGACCACUAGGGUGCCCCUCAGCCAGCCUGCCUUAACUCCCCCGUACCACAGGGGGCAGCACUGCUCAGGGUUCCAUCAUCAACCCUCACCGGGAGCAAACAGGAGUUUUCUCCCCUGCCUGCAUAUAUCCUUAAUUCUAGUGUCUUUUAACUUUAUUUUAUUACAGCUGUAUUUGAAAGUCAACUGUAGUCUUUUGUCCUCACUGAGUGUUGAAAGCACAUGUAUUAUACCAAAAAAAUUAGGCUGUGACAUGUUCCCUCCCUCUUGUCUCCUUGCCAUCCUCUCCUUGCCUCCUCCAUAACAUGGCAAAUGUGGGGAGGAAGGGAAUAAGGAAUAGAGGAAGAUAACUUUUUGAUCCCCCCCCCCAGUAUGUUUUUAUAAAGCUGCAAUGUCAGGUAAAACCCAGGUGCCACUGCAGGACUUCCACUCCUUUAGCUGGAAUUGAAAAUGGCGCUCAGGAUGUCCACUAAAAAGACAGUAUGUUUAUGACACACACACACACUUAAACAUACAUACAUACACACUCACAUUUACACUUGUACCUGUCUUUUCGGUCCACUAUUUUUUGGAUUUAUGUCUGUUCUUCAUCAGUGUUAAUAUAUGGAAACCUUUCAAUCUUCCCAUAUAGUGUUACAUUCAGAUGUGCUGCACUAGGGUUUUUUUUUCUCUUAUUCAAAGGUGUCUAAUAGACAUUAACGUUAGUGAAUAUAUUCAUAGUAUUAUGAAUUACAAUGUUGGUCUUGUCAGUAUGAGCAGAGCUACGCUUUGAAGUUGAAUCUUUCCAUUUAUUUAAUGACAUUCUGUCAUUUUUAGACCAAAUAUUUCACUUGCUUUUUUGAUUUCUUGCGCUGCAGAGUGCAGUUCUGUUUUCGUCGUGAGGGAGUGUGCUGCUUCAAUCAUGUGUUAACAAAGGGAACGUGUAGUUCUGUCUUUUAGUGGAGUGCUAUGGAGUUGGGUUUUGGGCUGCUGAGAACAUCUUAACCCACGGCACCUUAAGAUCUUAAUGAAUCCAAGACAUUGUGUAUUACAACAGGCAUGUUGGAAGAAGAAGAAAACAAUAACUAACAAAGCAUUAUCACUGUAUUUUAAUUGCCUUCUUUUUGCACAAAAGUGGUAGUUAUGUGGGAAAAAAGAAGACUUUGUAACAUGUUUCUCUUUACCACCUUCGUUCUAUUUGUGGGUUUGAGAUUUCCACCCCCGCCUUUACCCAGGUGACUGUGGGAGAUAGAUGGAUGGCGUGAAACGUGUUUACUUUUUUUUAGCUUUUCUUCACGGGAUGCGUGUUCUAGUCAUCAACAGCUACUGAAAUAGCUAUGUGAUAGGAUCUCACGAGACCCAAGUGAGAAUUGGGCUGAUUUUUACCCCCCCCCCCCCCAAAAAACUGCAAACCGGCAUAUUUGGAAUUGGAACACUGAAAUAGUCCUUGCGCCCCUAUUUCGGACUAGGAUAUUGGAACAUUAAUCUGGAGUUGACAUAGGAACAUAGAGCUAUUUGACUUCCAUGUCCCCCUUCAGUGCCCUAAGGAUGAGCUAUUAAAGUUGUCUUACUAAUGGUAGACAUGCCCUACAAAGCCUUUCCUCAUGGAAGUGCACAUCCACUAUUAGGAAUCGGAGUAUACUCAAAAUGUACAGUGUAAGGUAGUGGUAUACAGUUGCAGACGGGUUCUACAAAGGAUAAUAGUAGAGCUGAUUGAUUCAGUCUCUGGUUAAUGCUUACACACCCAGUCUCACCCACUCCACCAGGCCAGAGAGGCAUGCCUCUCCCUCGCCUUCCUCCCACGUCUGAGUCUCCCUCUGGGGCUGCAGACCCCAGCGCUACUCCCGGAGAGUUUCUGGGUCUUCGGGUGGUCAGUGGAAACACAGGCCUUAAGUUAGUAGGCGAAGGGGCUGUUAGUAUUGUAAGUUCUCUUAGUCUGUUUCGGUUUGGGAAACUGAUUUAGUCUGCCACUACAAACUAGCCGAUUACCCUCUGUAAUGCCCUAGAGACCAAGGUUUAGGGGGGAUGCGAACGCUUACUAUGAGAAUACUGGUUGCCUUGUGUGAAUGCUGUUCAACACUUGUGGGAUGUGGUUAUUAUUUUUGCAUCAUGGCCUAAUUUUGGUUUUGUAAAUGCACUUUUCUCAGUUUUUCAGAAUUGGGUUGCAAUUUCCUUCCUUUUGUGGUCUUUUUAGCUCUGACUUUUUUGUGCUUGGCAUGGACAAUUCUUUAACAAGGUUGUUUUAAAAAUGUGAUCUUUUGUAGCAUGGGAUCGUCCUUUCUCCCUUACAACUGUCCAUCUGGCUUUCUAGGGCUAUUACUGAGUAUGUAUCUAUCUCGUCAUGCUCACAUACAAAGGCAAACCGGGCUCAGCUGUAGUAUCGUAGUUUAGUGACUGAAAUGAAAGCCUCUGUCCAUUAUGUGUGAAGCCUCUCAAGUCAGUCAUACUAUUGUAAUUGUAUAUAAUAUUAUCCUCAUACGUUCAGUACAGCCUAAAUGUAACAUCAUUGGGGAUCUCAUCAUGACAUUGAGGGUACACAGGAAUGUGUGUACAUGUCAGUAACUAAUGACAAUGGUUAUUGACGUUAGCAAGAUGUGUUGCUUCUUGUACAGUGUUAAAGCAGUAUUAUGCCAGGUGUGGGGCCAUGGUUUCCCCAGGAUUUGACAUCUCGGGUGCUGGUACAGUACGUAGGUUGUGUUCACGUUCUAACGCUAUAUGAAUUCAUACACCUUGGGAAUGUCCUAUUUAUUAAAGCCUUGGGAGCUACAGUGAGAGGAAUGUUUUGAUUGGGCUGAAAUGCAUGUAUACACAGGGAAGCAAAUUACGAAGUGGAUCUUUGGCUUUGAACAGCCGUCAAUAGUUGACCCACAUUGCCCCCUAUUGGCCCAUUUCUGUACCUGUCAUUUGAAACGUCACAUUAAGUCCAUGCUCUUUUGAUGUCACUUUCACAUCACCUUAAUUUGUAUCAGCUCAAGAGUGUAGUGUUGUCCAAAGAAAACAUGAGUAUUGCUGAGAAUUUUGAAGAAUAUUUUCGACCAUGCCGCUUAUUGACAGAGAACUCCUUGUUGUUGUUGUUUGCCCCUGGUCUGGCAUCUCCUGUGCCUUUUGAGAUGACCUGGCGCCUGUCUCCCUGAGCCAUCUUGUCGAGCCUCUAGCGGUCAAACAGGGAAAUGGUUCCAAUCGUUUUUUCCAAUCAUUAAUUUUUCUGUUAGGGAAUUUUAGAAACACUUAAAAUAAAAUGUAGCACUAUAUUUAGCUCUAUUUCAGAUUUGAACAUUCUAAUUAGAUUUGAAAAUUCUAAUUAGCAUCAAAGGAGACAUCAUGAAAGACUUCAAAUCCCUGCAAGCUCAUACACGUCAUCUGUAACUGACACCUUUGCUAACUGGUUUUGUGUCAAUUUAAAACAUGCACAAAACAGUUUACAUAAUUGUCAAUUUAUAUAAAUGUUGAUGCUUUUCGUAACUACAUUUAGCUAACAUUAGAUCGUUAAUCCAGAUAUUCUUACCUUUGCCUCGAUUCGGCAGUCUCGCCCAGAUCAUCAAAGCAUUUGUAGUUCUUUAUGAUAGCCACAUUAGCCUCUAAUUAGCAUUGUAUUUUAUUUUUGAGGGGGGGGGGUGUAAAUACAGGCAAAUAUUUUGAUAAAAGUCACCUUGUCCUAGAGAGAUUUACACGAAACACAGCCCAUAUCUGAGGUGUUUCUAAAAUCUCCUAUGGUAAAAAUGAAUGGUGGAAAAACGAUUAUGAAUCGUACCAUGGUACUCUAUAGGCUUACUGUACAUAUGAGGAGGGGCCUCUAAACCAAUGCCUUCUGGGUUCAGGUUGGCACCCACCAUGCAGGCUAAAAACACAUGUGCACACACAUUUGACCAGGCAGGUUUCCUCCUUGUCUCUUAGUGCCUGUGGAUUGACCAAUGAUUCCGCCAUCCUAUGCUGUGUACCAAAGGGGCUAUGUUGUUGAGGCCUACAGUAGUCUACCGUAGCUGUGGGGCACACAGGGCAUAAGGCCCCUGACUUGGAGCUUUACAAAUAUGUCACUCAAACCUUGUCGUCACAUCGUCCAAACCAAGCUAGGCUGUAGAUACUAAAUUGUUGAGAAGACAUUGAGAACCAACAGAUUUCAGAUUCAUGAACAAACUGAUCUUUUGCACUUGGCAGUCUGUCAAAGCAUGCCCUUUCUGUCUAUUAUGUAGCCUUAAGUUUACACCAUGUGCGUACUAAUGGAUUAUUAAACCCAGUUUUACCAGCUUGCCUCUGCAGUCACAAAUGGCUUCAACCCAACUCUGGCUCCUGCUCUCUCGCUCUCUCUCUCUCUCUCUCUCUCUCCUUGUGGCAGAGAUGGCAUUAGUGUAGAACUGGGCUAUUCAUUAGAGAUGUAGUGAACUGUCCCACGGUGUAGGGGCGGGGAGUCCCACCAAUAAAGAAGGGAGACAGUACCACAAAAUGUGAAGUUGAGCACUACAGUGUCUACCAUUUUUUUUUACACAAAAUGGCACAACUGCUCCUCUGCUGCAACGAUACUCUCCAGUUAAUUUUGUAAACCUGAUCUCCACUUGUUUGACCCAAAACUGUGUGUUACGCCGCGUUCACUCGCUAGUCAGGAACUCGGAAAUUCCGAAAUUUCCGACUUGCUAACUUGUUGAACAGGGCACGUGUAUAACCACCAGCAGUUAGCAAGUCACACAUUUUUUUGAGUUUUAAUAGUUCUAAUUAGCACAUGAAUGCGUCAUUAGCCCAGGACUGAGAGAGCUGGGAGGAACAGAAGCCUUGGUAGGUUGUAGGUGUAUCUCUGCUCUGUGACAUUUUCAGUGUGACUUAUACAUAGUAUUAAUAUGUACUUCUGUUUCCCUCUUCUCAUUUCAAAUGAAUAUUGGUAUUAACUGCUUGUGUUAAUAUGUUUCUGAAACUGAAAAAGCACACAGACACACAAAACACCACGUACACACCAUAUUAAGGGCAUUUUUUAAAGACAACAAUCAGAAUGUUUUGCUGCUUUUGCAAAAAUAUUUUGAAUAAUCCUUUGUAAUAUUUUUUAACCACUGAUUUGUAAAAAAAAAAAAAAAAGAAAGAAAAAGAAAAAGGAAACAAAAUAUAAUUUUUUUGCCGUUUCAGUAUUUUAAUGUUUCGCCUGGCUUUUAAAUAAACCCUAAGUAA
Molecule: messenger RNA, 9287 nt
Organism: Oncorhynchus masou masou (cherry salmon)
Lineage: Eukaryota; Metazoa; Chordata; Actinopteri; Salmoniformes; Salmonidae
Product: rho-related BTB domain-containing protein 2-like
Exons: 10
Coding region: 1092-3239 (715 amino acids)
Biological process (GO): cortical cytoskeleton organization; regulation of actin cytoskeleton organization; establishment or maintenance of cell polarity
Cellular component (GO): cell projection; cytoskeleton; cytoplasmic vesicle
Molecular function (GO): protein kinase binding; GTP binding; GTPase activity
Source: RefSeq, a predicted model, not a curated record